AUGACCGAGGAGAGGAACUUGAAACGGCUAGCUAGCCUUCAAAAAGAAAAAAUCCUGAAUCACGUAGGCCAAUGCUCCAGCCUUCCUCCAACCAAACGCGGCGGCCAAUCCAUAAAAGCACUGAGGGAUUUCCGCCCCAGGGCUAGCGACUUGAGCGAAAACACGAAAAAUGGCAACACAAGCAAAUCAACUCAGCGACGGACACGCGGUGGAUUAACGGAGCAACCAGGUCCGACGUUCCAGAUUGUUACCCGUCCAGAGACCGGGAAGCUCACGGGCGCGGACCGGUCGUGGAAGUUCAACGAUAUUGGCAAUGGACGUCCGAAUUGA
Laccaria bicolor S238N-H82 is the source of this 330-nucleotide messenger RNA. RefSeq lists its product as uncharacterized. Lineage: Eukaryota; Fungi; Basidiomycota; Agaricomycetes; Agaricales; Hydnangiaceae. The record is from RefSeq and is a predicted model, not a curated record. Bases 1 to 330 code for a protein of 109 amino acids. The transcript has 4 exons.